Molecule: messenger RNA, 655 nt
Organism: Bubalus bubalis (water buffalo)
Lineage: Eukaryota; Metazoa; Chordata; Mammalia; Artiodactyla; Bovidae
Product: late histone H2B.L4-like
Exons: 1
Coding region: 29-529 (166 amino acids)
Biological process (GO): nucleosome assembly
Cellular component (GO): nucleosome
Molecular function (GO): protein heterodimerization activity; structural constituent of chromatin; DNA binding
Source: RefSeq, a predicted model, not a curated record
CCCCCUCACUGUUCUUCUGGGCUGCGCUAUGGAGAUUGGCGGCUCUAUCCUGUCCGAAACAUCCUCUGACAGCUAUGAGGAAGACGUGAUCACCAAAGAAACUGGCAUCUCCGAAAUUGAGCCCUCUGAAAAGGAAAUGGCGAAAGUGGAGACCUCCAAACCAGACCCAUAUGAUGCGGAACCAAAAAAGGCAAAGCAGAAGACAGCUAAGGGCCGCUGUCGUCGUCGCCUGCCCUGCCAUCAUGACAAUUUCUCAAGUUUUGCUACCUACUUCCCUAGGGUGCUGAGGCAAGUACAUAGAGGUCUGAGUCUUUCCCACGACUCCGUGAACAUCCUGGAUUCGUUUGUGAAAGAUACGUUUGAGCGGAUUGCCGAAGAGGCCGGGCGCCUGGCCCGCAACAACAAGCGCCGCACCAUCACGACCGAAGACAUCAAGACGGCUGUGCGUCUUCUGUUGCCUGGGAAGCUCGGCAAGUAUGCCAUGUCCAAGGCUACCGAGUCGCUCAACACAUACCACACCUGCAAAUGAACUGCCUCAGGACUGUCUGACCAUCGCAAACCAGACUUCAGGCUUCUCCCCUUAGGCCCUACAUUUAAUCUUUAAAACAUUUCUACCCCAAAGAAAACAUUAAAAACUUCAUUACCUUUGCUUCAA